GUGACACUCAGAUCUCAUUACUUUUGGUUUCUUUCUUUUUCGUUGAGCCAUCGAAUACUUAGCCUAGCGACAUUUUGGACCCCAUCUAAUGAUCAAACAACUUGGCUGGCCCCUAUGUGCGGCAGUCGCGAUCACUGCGUCAAAACGUCUCCAGCGGCCAACCAGCGGCAUUCCAAAACUCGCUUUCUGCAUAUGUCAACGAAAAGUCAUGUGAUCUACAUUGGCACGACAAAGGAUGAUCGAGACAGGGGUAACUUCUGCAUACUAGUAUCUAGUGUCUGAGAAGAUGAGAUAGGUGAAAAUUCCCUCACAGCCGAUGUCACCAGGCCCAACUAUUGCUCAGACGCAAGUCGUAAACUUUGUCCUGCCCAUUGUAGCGACCUUCGUCACGUCUUUCCGCCUGUAUUGCCGCGCGCGGCGACAUCUUCUGUGGAUCGAUGACGGAUUUGCAGCCGCCGCCAUGAUGUUCGAUAUCGCCUUGAUGGUUUGCAGUGCUUUGUAUCUGAGAGGCUACGUGCUUCACCCUCAAUGGGCAAAGGUAGCACUCUAUUACACGUUAACACAAUGCUUUUAUGGAGUUAUCUGGUGUUCCCGAUUAUCCAUCUUGUUUACAGUUGUGCGACUGGCAUACUGGGGGACCCAGAGGAGGAUACUCAUCCGCAUUGCAAUCAUCUUUGGCGUUAUAUGGGCUAUACUUUUUGCACAAGUGUGGUGGACUUGUGAAUCGAACCCUAGUUGGAAAAAGCUACCACGUCCGCAGUGCCCUCUCGGCAGAAAUGUCGCGAUAGCACAGAUUCCGACGUUUGGAGACACUGUCCUUAUCUUGGCUCCAUUUCUUCUCAUUUACAAAGCCACAUUGACGACGCCACAAAGAGUCCGGGUGAUCUGCCUGUUCUCUACAUCAGCGAUCACCACAGCUGUCAGUCUCACUCAUGCAUAUUAUGUCUUGACUGUGGGAGAGCUCAAGGAGGCAGUAUCUGCCAUGUUCGAGGGUACAGCGUCUAUAUCUCUAAUCGUCGCAAACCUAAGUGUGGUUGUUACAUUCUUCUUGCGCAUGCUCGCAGAUGACGAAGGAUGGUCGACUACUAUAGAAUUUGAAGGCGUCGGAUCCAGAGUCGACGAGUAGUCUCAGCGGAAAUUGUAACCAUGUUUUUGAUAACCGAGGAGUCAAGUCUAGCUAGAGGCGGUCAACUUCCUUGAAGGUAUACGGU
Suillus subaureus is the source of this 1211-nucleotide messenger RNA. RefSeq lists its product as uncharacterized. The transcript has 10 exons. The coding region runs from base 317 to 1126 and encodes 269 amino acids. NCBI's taxonomy places the organism in Eukaryota, Fungi, Basidiomycota, Agaricomycetes, Boletales, Suillaceae. The record is from RefSeq and is a predicted model, not a curated record.